AUGGAGAAAAGAAGGAAGAAGCUGUUUUCCCAGAGACCAGGUUUUGAUAUGGGAAGAGGUCGGUAUUUUUGUGACUAUUGUGAUACGUUUCUAACGCAUGACUCUCCAUCUGUUCGGAAAACCCAUAACAAUGGUCGAAAGCAUAAAGAAAAUGUUCGCUACUUUUAUCAAAAAUGGGUAGAAGAGAAGGCACAGUCUCUAAUUGAUCAGACAACUGCGCAAUACUCGAAAGUUGCCGGCGGAGCUGCUGUGCCACCAACUGCGUCACUUGCACGAGGUAAAAUGCCACCAGUGAGAGGCGUUCCACCCGGUGCUGUUAUGCCUCCUAUGGGACAUCCAAUGCAAAUGGGACCUCCACCUCACUUUGCACCUCGUGGCUUACCCCCAGGAGCAAUGCCUCCAGGAAUGAUUCCACGUGGCGUUCCACCUGGAAUGGGUCCACCGAUGAUGAUGAGACAUCCACCUCCCGGAGGAAUUCCGCCAGGCCAUGGUCCUCCGCCGCACGGCUUCGGUCCCCCACACCCCGGAAUGCGACCACCAAUGCAGCAAGGGCCUCCACUGAAACAAGAACCACCUUCCGGAAAUCAUGAGUAG
Symsagittifera roscoffensis is the source of this 594-nucleotide messenger RNA. RefSeq names its product U1 small nuclear ribonucleoprotein C-like. The record is from RefSeq and is a predicted model, not a curated record. Gene Ontology annotation, molecular function: pre-mRNA 5'-splice site binding; zinc ion binding. The coding region runs from base 1 to 594 and encodes 197 amino acids. The transcript is spliced from 2 exons. NCBI's taxonomy places the organism in Eukaryota, Metazoa, Xenacoelomorpha, Acoela, Convolutidae. Gene Ontology annotation, cellular component: nucleus; U1 snRNP. Gene Ontology annotation, biological process: mRNA 5'-splice site recognition; spliceosomal snRNP assembly; mRNA splicing, via spliceosome.